Frankliniella occidentalis (western flower thrips) is the source of this 957-nucleotide messenger RNA. RefSeq lists its product as uncharacterized. The record is from RefSeq and is a predicted model, not a curated record. The coding region runs from base 175 to 834 and encodes 219 amino acids. NCBI's taxonomy places the organism in Eukaryota, Metazoa, Arthropoda, Insecta, Thysanoptera, Thripidae. The transcript has 3 exons.
GUCAACUUGACCAAGAACACUUGACGUCAACAUCCAGUUUUUCUGCUGGUGCUGCUGGAUUGUCAUCUCACCUGUCGACAGAAUCCUUUGUUUAUUCAUUAUUCAUUAAACUGUAUCGUGCAAAGGCAGAUAUUAUCCUUGAUCUGAGUUUCGGCAGUGACUUCUGUCGAAGAAAUGGCCAGCCCAGAUGAAGUGUCCGGGAGCGCACUGACAUUUGAGGAAUUUGACUCAUCACGCAUUAAAGUGGAGGCUGAUACUUUUCCUGAAAUUGAAGAAAACGCGAAUCCAUCAGACGUUUCAUCAUCAGAGUCUAAGGAGGGCUUGCUGACUUCUGCACAAGGACCGAGUUCUGGAUUCCACUCGAAACACUUCUCUGUCACUGUCUCGGAUGGUGAAACUAUUUUCAAGUGCAAAAAUCCUUCAGUUUGUUGCAUUGGUACAAUGGCGAAGAUUUUGGAGAGCAAUCCCCCACCUCAAUUCAUUACCCGUGCUCGACUGAUGGAGGAUAGACGUUAUUCUAUCCGCACCCAUAUUGCCCGGCUUCGUGACCUGUUGGAGGAAUAUUCUGCCAUGGCAGCAAAUAGAAAGUCCGUGAACUGUGCCCAUCAUCAAGUUGCACCUAAGAUGAUAUACUGCAAUGCUCGUACAUGUCGACAGAUUUUCACUGGCUCAGGAACUCACCUUUUGGAGCUACUGAAUCAUAUAUCAUCCAGCCAUGAAGCAGAUGCCAAGGAACUUAUUCUCAAAAUGAUGAAGAGAUUCAGACAGACCUUGACACGUAUGGGAGAGAUGGUACAUGAGGAUAAAAAGUUUAUAGCCCAGCGCUUUGUUUGAGUCAUACGUGGUGUGAUAGAGAAUGAGUUUGUGGUUUCAACACCGGCUCAAAUAGUCAUGUAAUCCGCACAUUAGAAUCUCAUUUCUGGCACUAGAUUGGAUUAUAAGUUGCUUUGCGGUGGA